AAUGCAUUGCUCAUGUUAAAAAGAUUCUGAGCUUACGACAAAGCUGCGGAAGGUUCACCAGCGACUCUUCCCUGAGCUUGGAGACUGCAACGGUCAUUUGUCUCUACCGAGCUCCUCGUAUGUCCCAGAAUGAAGAACCAUUCACGCCCCUCCGAGUCGUUCCUCGAGUUAUCCGGUGACACUUUUUGCGGCAACAACAACAGUUGUCUCGACAUUCCACUCGAGCUCGUGAGCCAGGAAGAAAUGGAUCUCAUCGAUGCUGCCUUAGCGGCUGCUCACCCCUCUCUCACUUCCUCUCCGGCCCCUGCAGCCCCCGAAACUAGGUCACUGCCUCAGUUUCGGAGAGACGCGAAGUCUUCUCAAACAAUCACUUUGCUAUCCGAAAUGGAGCUCAUCGAAGCUUCCUUAACUGCCACUCGCUCCUCUCUCACUUCCUCGCCGGCCCCUGCAACCCCUGAAACUAGUUCCUCACGUCAGUUUCGGAGAAACUCUAAGCCUUCUCAAUCAAUCACUUCGCUACCCGAAAUGGAGCUCGUGAGUGAAGAAGAAAUGUGUCUCAUUGAAGCUUCCUUAGCCGCCACUCGCUCAUCUCUCACUUACUCGCCGGCCCCUGCAACCCCUGAAACUAGUUCCUCACGUCAGUUUCGGAGAAACUUGAAGUCUUCUCGAUCAAUCACUUCGCUAUCCGAAAUGGAGCUCGUGAGAGAAGAAGAAAGGGAUCUCAUCGAUGCUGCCAUAGCAGCCACUCCCCACUCUCUCACUUCGUCUGUAGCCCCAGCAGCUAGUUCGCCCUCUCUGUUCCAGAGAAAGGCGAAGUCCAUUCAAUCAAUCACUUCUCUAUCCAAGAGGAGAUUGUCAUUUGGUGCGGAAUCCGAUAUUGAGGAUUCAUGCAGUCUUGGGAGAAACCAGAAGAAAAGCAGAGAGGCCGAGUCUUUUUUGCGUCGAUUUAGGAGCAAAACCGGGUUGUUUGUCAGCGACAUUACUGCAACGGAAUGGUGCGAAAAACAAAUGGAGUUUAUUCUUCUCUUUGGCAGUCGAAAGAUUACUGAAGCUAUGAAAAUAGGUAGAGCUCGCCAUGCUAAACUUGAAGAAGAGGUUGUGAAAAAAGUGGAAGUUCAAGUCAAUUCAGCUGAGGAUGAAUGGGCUGUGAGGCUUACGAAGUUUAUAAUUGGUGCAAAUCAGUUACUGACUGAAGGAUUAACUCGUGAGUUGCCAUUGAUAGGCUUAGUAGAAGGUGUCUGGAUGGUGGGAGUGAUUGAUGAGGUCCGAAUGCCAGUAACUGAAUCUGAUAGAAACCCAAUAUUUGUAGACACAAAGACUCGUGUGAAAAAUGCACUUCCUUUUGAACCACAAAAAAGAAAGGGAAGGCUUCAAUUAAUGUGCUACAAGUAUUUGUGGGACAACUUAGUAACUGAUGAAUUCCCCUCCAAUCGCUUUUUCAAUUUCUUUUCCUUGAAUCCUUAUUCUAUCUUAUCUGAAGAAAUCAGAGAGAACACUGCUAAGUCAGGUUUCCCUGCAAAGAUCCUCGAUGACAUGGUGACAUAUUAUAGGCAUAAAUGCAGCAUGCUGUCCCCUGCUCAUGACCAGCUUUUAGUGCGAUAUGAAUUACAAAAGGACAAUAAAUUGAUUGGUGAAGAUCUGUUUGCAUAUGACUCUGAUUGGCUCAAGAGUCAAAUUCAUUGUUGUCUUGAGUUUUGGCGGGGAGAGAGAGAAGCCAAUUGCACUCCACCAGAAGAGCGUUGGAAAUGCCGGUUUUGUCAAUUUGAUAUUGUCUGUCCGACAAUCACCAAUCCUGAUAGUGCAUCAAGCCCUACAAAAGCCAAUCUGAAUAGUUCACUGAGCUAGAGAAAGCACUGACCGACACCGC
This is a messenger RNA of Juglans microcarpa x Juglans regia, 1867 nucleotides long. Its product is annotated as exonuclease V, chloroplastic-like. Lineage: Eukaryota; Viridiplantae; Streptophyta; Magnoliopsida; Fagales; Juglandaceae. Gene Ontology annotation, cellular component: nucleus. Gene Ontology annotation, molecular function: single-stranded DNA 5'-3' DNA exonuclease activity. The coding region runs from base 130 to 1845 and encodes 571 amino acids. The transcript has 7 exons. Gene Ontology annotation, biological process: interstrand cross-link repair. The record is from RefSeq and is a predicted model, not a curated record.